AUGUCUAGAGCUUUCUCUACUGCUCGUCAACACUUGACGAGAUGGUUAGGGUACAGCAAGGAUUUACUCCCUGCGGAGUGGAAGGCGGCCGCAGAGCGCUAUGAGACAGGAGGUGCGGUAAAGUUGGAGAAAUCGAGUCCAUCGAAAUUCUGUAAAUGCACCAGUGAUUCUUUUUUGGGUUGGUUCCUAGCUUACAAACAAUUCUCAAGGCAUCGCAACGAUGGCAGUAGCCCCAUUCACCAGUCUCAUUUCAACCGGGCUGAUAAGGCCAAGAUCCUUAGUGUUAGAGUCACGCCUGUCGGCGGUCGACCUCGCACCCAUCAUAUUUAUAUAGAUGGUACAGGCACCUUGAGGCAAGGUGAUAUUCGCCAGUAUUCAACUUCCACACGAAGAGCUUGA
Penicillium samsonianum is the source of this 399-nucleotide messenger RNA. RefSeq lists its product as uncharacterized. The record is from RefSeq and is a predicted model, not a curated record. Bases 1 to 399 code for a protein of 132 amino acids. NCBI's taxonomy places the organism in Eukaryota, Fungi, Ascomycota, Eurotiomycetes, Eurotiales, Aspergillaceae. The transcript is spliced from 2 exons.